AUGACUGCCCUAACGGCUGCAAAAAUUCCAGAUGCGGUACAAGAGAAGCUCAUUGCCUUGGGCUACGAAUCCUCGGAAGCCUUUCAAUUCAAAGACGAAGGCGUACUUGAGGCAUUCUUACAACACUUUCUUGUCACAGAGAAAGCUGUGGACAAUGCAUCCGAGACAACUUGGGCCUUUCAUCCUCUGGUGGGGAAAUUCAAAGCGCUUUGGAAGAACAUUAUGGCAUCCAGAAAAUCUGCGCCAGCGCCCACCGCAGACGUUGAUACAGCUGCUCAAUUGAAUGGUAACAGUGGAUUAGUGACUGCCCUGGUGGGUUGCAACCAGUCUUUGUCAGUGGUUGACCCAAUGCGGCGCGAUUUGGAAAAGAAGUACACGGGUACAGUUCUCACCCUGAGCUCUUUGCCCAGCAUGUCUUUGCUGAAUACUAUACACGCGCAGAAAGAUUGCUUUCUAGAGGCCUUGGCUUUUGGUGCUGGUUUCUGUGAAGAUCAGUGGGACAAAGAACUAUCAGCAGGCCCCUUUCAAGUGCAAAACCUUUUGCAGAUCCGAGCCAAUGCAUACAGCAUGGUGGGCGCGUGUCAUCUGGGUUCAUGGUCUCUUUACAGCAACAAGUUCUUGGAAUACUAUACCAAGGAUGUGGGCGAGAAUUUCCGGUUCCCUAAUGUGAUUGAAGCCGAAGAAGCCGACCAGCAAGCUGUUCGUGAGAUUUUCAGCUUAUGCUUCAAUGGAGCAUCCUUGGAUGAUGCGAUUGCAACAGUUGUCAUGGACCGCGACAUGCUGCGGCAGUUAUUGUUCCUCCGCCCAAAAUUGACCUUGAAGCCUCGAGAUCGCGAGCCUUUGAAGAGGUCACGGCCGGUUGAAAAACCCAAGCCUGAUACAAAGAAGGUCUGGGACAAGGCUGAUGAUUGUGAUUUUGAGCUAGAUCAGGCGUUGCAAGUUCAUACUUCUCCCUGGAAGAGCGCAAGGGAAAAUUUGCAGCUUGCUCGAAGUUUGAUGAUGCAAGAUGUGGAGGCUGGUUUUGCAUACAUUCUGGCCGGGGGCAUUGAAGAAGCCAAAAGAAAAUGGGGGGCCCAUGUGGCCGUGGGCCGUCUUGGACUGGCGGAAGCCCGGUCUCAUGGCGAUGCCAGCAUAAUCAGUGGAGCAAAUCAUGCAUGCAGGGUACCUGAGAAGGUGCGACUCCCAGGGCUCCACCGUGUGCAAAGGGCGUUGUCCGGCUCAAGCCCCAGCUGGGCCUGGGUUGCGCUUUCCUUCGACGUUGCAUCGGCACAUAAGUUGGUGAGGGUGCGUCCAGAAGAGCAGGGAGUGGGUUGCUUUGCGCUGGGCGAUGAACUCUUUGUUUAUCGUUCUUGUAUGUGCAAAUUGUUGGAUCAGAAUUUGCUUCUGAGCAAGCACAUGGAUGCCUGCGAUCUACGCAAGGGUUGGAAAUUGCACUCAGCUUUGUGGACUGUGUUCUACAACUUUGACAGUGCCAGUGUGCGAACCAGUGCAGAUUCAGUGUGGACUUGCGCAUUAUUUCAGAACGCUGUCGCAGUUCAGCAGAACUUGCCUUUGCGAUGCGUGGACAGCCCCGAUAUCCCUUGUGUUGCAGAUGCCUUUGCAGACUCCUCCGGCGCUGGCAUUGGGGGGUGGUGGGCCACUAGCGUGGAGCCAGUGCAACAAGAUCAGGUGUUCUGGUUUAGCCUGCCUCUGGACAAGACAAACUUGCCACAUUGGCUGAUCUGCAAGCACCUCCAAUCUUACAUCGCUUCUUUUGAAGCAUUAGCACAGCUCCUGCUUUUGCUGGGACGUGUGCGAGGUAUGGAGCGACCAUUCUCAUACUUGCUACGGUUGAGGCAAUUAUGCGACAACGCCGGUGUUGCUGCUUGUACAAGAAAACAGCUUACCUUGAAGCUGCCGCUUACAUACAUCCUUCAAGCCAUUAGCUUUCAUGCCAUUGCCCAUGGGGUACAACUCACGUCAGCCCAUUGUGCCGGUGAGCGGAAUGAAUGGGCCGACGCUUUGAGCAGAGGAAACCUCAGUGGUUUUGCCCCGUCUCGGCGGAUUACCUUUGACUUGGCCGAUAUCCUAUCUGCACCAUGGUUGGCAAGUGGGCACUCUUGA
Messenger RNA from Durusdinium trenchii, 2103 nucleotides. The record is from the annotation of a GenBank genome assembly. Lineage: Eukaryota; Dinophyceae; Suessiales; Symbiodiniaceae.